This is a messenger RNA of Lactuca saligna, 1167 nucleotides long. The record is from the annotation of a GenBank genome assembly. Lineage: Eukaryota; Viridiplantae; Streptophyta; Magnoliopsida; Asterales; Asteraceae.
AUGAAUAUUGCCACACAACCAAUAGUGAAAGGAUUCAAAUUGAUCAAAGCCAUCUUUUUUUAUAUGUCUAAUCCAAAAGACCCCCAACCAGACACAAACUGGACUCAGUAUCCACACAUCACAGCAAUGGCGGUUUCAUCACUUCCAUUCUCAUCGCCUACCUUAUCCACAAGGUUGAAUCUACCAUUGAAGCCUUCUUGUUCUUCAUGUUCUUGGCCAACCAUCAUUGCAUCCUCAAAAAAUUCAUCUCUUGAUCAAAAAACAUCAGGAAAUUGCAAGAGAAGAUCACUACUAAUAGGAGUUGGAGCUUCAAGUUUAUUGCCUACAAAACUUCUAUUGGCUCAAGAGAAACCAGCAAACUAUGAUGAAUUUGUCGACUUACAAGAUGGUUACUCCUAUUAUUAUCCCUCAGAUUGGAGGGAAUUCGAUUUUAGAGGACAUGAUUCAGCAUUCAAAGAUCGAUAUUUGCAACUACAAAAUGUGAGGCUUAGUUUCAUACCAACCGAUAAAACAGACAUCCAGGAUAUGGGUCCCAUCGAGAAGGUUGUAGCCAAUUUGGUGAAGCAUGUUUACUCCACACCAACUCAAGUCCCGGAUGUAUUUGAUAUGCAAGAGAGGACCACAGAUGGUAAAAGAUAUUACACGUUUGAGUACACGCUAACAUCUCCAAACUUCUCCCGUGCAGCCUUCGCAACCAUAGCAGUCGGCAAUGGGAGAUACUACACGCUAAUUGUUGGAGCAAAUGAGCGAAGAUGGAGAAGAGUGAGAAACCAGCUUAAAGUGGUGGCGGACUCAUUCAAGGUGUUCGAUAUCUGAUAUUGAGUGAUAUCGUCUGUAUAUUUAGUUUUCCAAAGUACAAUACACAAAGCCUAAUGUACUCUUAAAGCAGCAUACAAGCAGUAACAGAAAAAAAAAAUUAAAAAUUCAAUCAAUCUAAACCUCUUUAUAUACAGAAGGAUUACAAUAAAUACGUUUACUUAAUCCUUUGUAAGCCUCAUCAAAUUCGAAAAAAUAUACAAAUGUACAAAAAAAGUCCGACGAUAGAAACAGAAUCACACUGACAAAAAUAGAAAAGAAAAAAAAAAAGCAAACAAACACCUCGACACUAAGUUCUAUCAUCAACACAAAUCAAUAUAUCAUGGAGAGACAGCAAGAUUCUAACCUGCC